Toxotes jaculatrix (banded archerfish) is the source of this 4681-nucleotide messenger RNA. It is a transcript of the gene tyro3, whose product is annotated as TYRO3 protein tyrosine kinase. The record is from RefSeq and is a predicted model, not a curated record. Gene Ontology annotation, biological process: multicellular organism development; phagocytosis; nervous system development. Gene Ontology annotation, molecular function: transmembrane receptor protein tyrosine kinase activity; protein binding; ATP binding. Lineage: Eukaryota; Metazoa; Chordata; Actinopteri; Toxotidae. Gene Ontology annotation, cellular component: signaling receptor complex. The transcript is spliced from 19 exons. Bases 227 to 2908 code for a protein of 893 amino acids.
CCGUGGUCUGGUCGGAGUGAGACCGAACAGUCCGAACUUUGUGCGCUGUAUCUCCUGCACCAGCAGCAAACUCCGCGUCCAGCCGCCGGUCUGUCCGCCGCCUCUGCUCCAGCUCCUCCGGGAGGAAUCCUGUUUUCGGUGAGGGAGAGGGAGGGCGAGCCAGGCUGAAGCAGACUAACCCGGUUUGUGGGUCGGUUUAAAAGCCACCGACGGACACAAUGAGAAGAUGAAGCGGUUUCUGUGGAUUCUGGUGUUUUUCUGGGGGAGUUUUGAAUGGACCUGUGGGAGCGGUGUGAUGUUUACCAAGCACCCGUCCAAUCAGACAGUAUCCCAGGGUAACGCAGUGAGGCUGGGCUGUGCUGUUCAGGGAGUGAUGGAGCCGGACAUCGUGUGGAUGAAGGACGGAGACAAACUCUACAGCACAGACCAGAUGUUCAUCACACUGGGAGAGCAGCACUGGGAGACCUUCCACAGUGUGAAGUCGGUCCAGCAGCAGGACGCGGGUCAGUACUGGUGUGAGGUGGAGUUCCACGGCCUGACGUUCUCCUCUGAGCGAGCCUGGAUCACUGUGGAAGGUGUCCCUCACUUCCUCCAGGAGCCUCAGGACGUGGCCACGUUUCCCAAUGUGCCUUUCAACCUCACCUGUGCGGCGGUGGGCCCCCCUGAGCCCGUGCAGGUGCUGUGGUGGCUUGGUGGGAUCCAGGAGGGAGAGGCCAGGCCGUCCCCCUCUGUCCUCCACAUCCAAGGAGUCAACACCAGUGUAAAGUUUUACUGCGAAGCAAAGAACACCAGAGGGAUCUCAGUGUCCAGGACUGGUACCGUUCACAUUAAAGUGUUGCCGGCAGCUCCAGCUGGACUCCAAGUCCUGAGGAUGGUUGACAGCAACAUCACGUUGUCAUGGAACCCAGGAUUUUCAGGUCACUCUGAGCUGUCCACCUGCAUCAUCCAGGUCUCGAGGCGGUCUGUCCGGAGGCGGGACCUCCCUCAGCAGGAGGUUCCGGUUCCUCCUCACCUCCACGUGCUGUCAGGUCUGAGGAGUCACUCUAACUACAGUGUGAGGGUCUCCUGUGUGAACGAGGUGGGGGCGUCUCCUUUCUCUCCCUGGCUGCACUUCCACACACCUGAGUCAGUGCCCUCGGCGGCCCCCCGGAACCUGACCUUUGACCUCUCGGAGCAGCGGCUGUCUCUGAACUGGGCGACGCUUCAGGAGGACGAGCUGCAGGGUAAACUGCUGGCCUACAAGGUCCAGUGGACUCUGGGAGGAGAACCACAGGAGCCUUUGCUGUUUAAGGAGAACUGGGCUCAGCUGCCGGGCGGAGGACGCUUCUUUAACGCCUCCUUCCAGGUGUCAGCCUGCACCUCAGUGGGCUGUGGACCCUGGAGCCCCCCGGUGCUGGUGCUGCCUGCCUCAGUGCGGGUCCAGGUCCAGCGGAGCCACGUGUGGGUGGGUCUGCUGCUCGGACUGCUGGUGGCCACCGUGGUGGGUCUGCUGCUCGCCUUCGUCACUCAGCGCCGAGGAAAAGAGACGCAGUUCGGGUCGGUCUUUAAGUCUCCGGGUCCCGAGAGCUGCGUCUCCUUCACAGCAGCUCGAUCCUUCAGCAGAAACUGUGCUGAGCCGGAGUCCACAUUGGACAGUCUCGGUAUAAACAAUGACCUGAAGAACAAACUUCAGGACGUCUUGAUCCCAGUAAGACUGCUCACACUGGGAAACAUGCUGGGGAAAGGUGAGUUCGGCUCGGUGCGUGAGGCCUUCCUGAAGAUGGAGGACACGUCUCUCCAGAAAGUGGCUGUCAAAGUGUUGAAAUCUGACAUUACUUCAUCAGGUGACAUUGAGCAGUGUCUGAAGGAGGCAGCCUACAUGAAGGACUUCCACCACCCCAACGUCAUCCAGCUCAUCGGAGUGAGUCUUCACCGGCGUCCGGGCCAGCGGCUGCCGAUCCCGAUGGUGGUCCUUCCGUUCAUGAAACAUGGAGACCUGCACACCUUCCUGCUUCUGUCCAGACUGGGAGAGCAGCCGUUUGAUCUGUCCCUGCAGACUCUGAUCCAGUUCAUGUUGGAUAUCUCCCGGGGGAUGGACUAUCUGAGCAGCAGGAACAUCAUCCACAGAGACCUCGCCGCCCGAAACUGCAUGCUGGAUGAGAACAUGACGGUGUGUGUUGCAGACUUCGGUCUCUCUAAGAAGAUCUACAGUGGAGAUUAUUACAGACAAGGCUCCGUCUCCAAGCUGCCUGUGAAGUGGAUCGCUCUGGAGAGUCUGGCUGACAACAUCUACACCACACAGAGCGACGUGUGGGCAUUCGGUGUGACCAUGUGGGAGAUCAUGACUCGUGGUCAGACUCCGUACCCCGGUGUGGAGAACUCAGAGAUCUACGAGUUUCUGAUCAAAGGAGAACGACUGAAGAAACCUGCAGACUGUAGAGACGACAUUUAUGAGAUCAUGCACAGCUGCUGGAGUCCAGUUCCUAAAUGUCGUCCCAGUUUCCAACAUCUGGUUGGACAGCUGGAGGCGCUGUGGCUCAGCCUGUCCCCCGGCCCCCCACAGAAGGAGCCUUUACUCUAUGUUAACCUGGAGGGGGACGAGGGGGAGGAGGGAGAGAGGAUCAGGAAGGGAGGAGGAGGAGGAGCCAGGUCUCCGGGGCCGGAGGAAGCGGCGGCGGCAUCGAGCUGGAGCGUCCCCUGGCAGCAGGGGACAGUGGACGAGGAGAGGGACUGGCUGAUGGUGGGGUCCGGAGCCACGCUGGCCAUAGGAGGAGACUACAGGUACAUCAUCGGCCCCUGUGGAGGCGCCGAGGAGGGGGAGGAGGAGUCUGGUGAGGAAGGGAGGAGGAGGGAGUCAGUGGACGCUUCACCAGAGGAGGCGAGGGAUGAAGAGGACGAGGACGAGGACGAUGUCAUCAUUAACGUGUGAGGAAGGCUCGCCAAUCACAGUGCUCCUCCUCCUCCUCUCACUUGAUUGGACCUGUGCCUGAGCUCAUUAGUCAGCUGACCAGAGAGACGCUCACUUUAUGGCAGUGAGCAGCAGCAGGCGGGUGGAGAUGUUACUGAACUCUGAGCUCAGACUGAAGGUACAGACUGACUGACUGCCAGUGAGAGCACACACACACACACACACACACACACACACACACACACACACACACACACACACACGCACACGCGUGUUACUCAUGCAGCUUCAACAAUCAGUAAACACACGGCAGGGCUGGCGACCCUCUGCAGUCUCAUCACUGCUCGAUCGAUGUGCAGAUCAUUGACGGGAUGAAAGAUGUUCAGAUCAGUUUCAGAGUCCAGAACCCAAAGAGCUCAUUCAGGUGCUGUGACAGGAAACAGGAAGUCGUUACCUGGAAAUGACUCAAAUGAAUCGUUACUAUCAAAAUAGUUGCUGAUUAUUCUGAUCAUUAACGGAUCGAUUAACUGAUGCAGCUCUGCAGGUAUUUAAUGAAACAAACAGUAAUGACAGUCAGAGCUGAGCUGUUUGACAUCAGGACGUUGAUGCUGUGAGGAGUUUGAUCUGAGCUUCAGUUUUGGGGGACGGGGUGGGGACAUACCUCUGACAUCUGUCUCCUGCUGUAGCUCCUCACGUAUCCUCUGGGGUCUGGUGAACAGACUGACACCAGACGAGCGGAAGCACAUUCGUCUACAUAUUAAGGGAACGUUCAGCUGUCCACAUACUUUUGGCGUUGUGCUGUAGCUCAGCACUGAACACACAGAUGAGCAGCGAUCAUGUUAGAACAGAAUGUCUCUGUCGAUUCGAUCUGAGGGAUCCAGACCUGUCAGACCGUGGGACGUCUCUCAUGAAUGAAGACGUCCUGCUGUCACUUCUUUCUACGUUUGACUUCAGACGCGGUGAGACUCCUGUCUCCUGAUGAAGAACCACAGUAACUUUCCUGUGAGCAUCGAAGGCUGAAGCGGACUGAAGCACGUUACACACUGACAUGAUCUGGGCUUUCAGGUACAGACUCUGGUUCAUCUUCACAUGUGAUAACAACUAAACCGUCUCCACAGCAUCUGAGCAAACUCCAUCUGAAGACACUGAGAUGUGGGUGAAAGCUCAGGGAAACCCAGCAGGCGGGUACGAAGCUCUGUGAAUCACUCUCAGCUUUUCAUGGGCUUUUUGUUUAAUUCAACUUAAUUUGGCUUCAUUUAAUUUUCUUUGUUUCCUGAGCAGAGUCAGUGUCAGUCAGGCUCCAUGUCACAGGUGGUGUCACCUGACAGAUGGAAACCAGUGAACACAUCAGUCAGGUGAUCAGCUGAAAGUGAAUCUGCCGCCGUUCAGAGAAAUCUGCUGAUUUCAGCUCCUCGUAGUUUCUGGUUCAAAGUGAAAACCAGUAACUAAAAGCUGAAUGACUGGUUUCCUGAGGGUUUCUGGGAGUUUAACUUCUGCUGACUGACUGUAGACAUGUGUGACAUUUACAUGUUACUAAGGAUAAAUGGUAAAAUAGUAAUAAUAAUAAUAUACAGCAGUAGUGCAAACAAAGAUGAAUCAUACACACUGAUGUCACACCAGAGCUUUCCUCCCUGUGGUGUGUGGUAGUCUGUCAUAUGGUCUGUGCCGUGUGUGCUGUGUGUGUGCCAUGUGUGUGUCUAUGCGGUGUGUGUGUGCUGUGUGUGUGCCAUGUGUGUGUCUAUGCGGUGUGUGUGUCUGUGCCAUGUGUGUGUGUGCGUGUGUCUGUGUGCCGUG